This is a messenger RNA of Closterium sp. Naga37s-1, 891 nucleotides long. Lineage: Eukaryota; Viridiplantae; Streptophyta; Zygnematophyceae; Desmidiales; Closteriaceae. The record is from the annotation of a GenBank genome assembly.
AUGAGUGUGAAUUGUUUCCCCGAUUCUCCAAUCAGCUUUUCUCCAACACUUACCCCCAGGAACGUGUCAGGCACGGGGCUGACCUGCCCUGCAGACGGCAGCGAGUGCCUGGUGAAUCAGAGAAACACCACCAGCUUCUGCCACCUCUGCUUCUCCUUCUGCUCCUCCUGCACCCCCCUUGCUUCCCAGGCAAUCGUCUUGCUUCCCCCCAUCCCCUGCCAUGCUUCCCCCCAUCCCCUUCCCUGCUUCCCCCCAUCCCUUCCCUGCUUCAACCCAUCCCCUCCCGUGCUUCCCCCCAUCCCCUUCCCUGCUUCCCCACAUCCCCUUCCCUGCUUCCCCCCAUCCCCUUCCCAGCUUCCCCCAAUCCCCUUGCCUGCUUCCCCCCAUCCCCUCCCCUGCUUCCCCCCAUCACCUUCCCUGCAUCCCCCCAUCCCCUUCCCUGCUUCCCCCCAUCCCCUUCCCUGUUUCCACCCGUCCCCUUCCCUGCUACCCCCCAUCCCCUUCCCUGCUUCCACCCGUCCCCUUCCCUGCUUCCCCCCAUCCCCUUCCCUGCUUCCACCAGUCCCCUUCCCUGCUUCCCCCCAUCCCCUUCCCUGCUUCCACUUGUCCCCUUCCCUGCUUCCCCCCAUCCCCUUCCCUGCUUCCCUGGAUCCCCUUCCCUGCUUCCCCCCAUCCCCUUCCCUGCUUCCCCCCAUCCCCUUCCCUGCUUCCACCCGUCCCCUUCCUUGCUUCCAUCCAUCCCCUUCCUUCUUCCAUCCAUCCCCUUCCCUGAUUCCCCCCAUCCCCUUUCCUGCUUCCAUCCAUCACCUUCCCUGCUUCCCCAUGUCCCCUUCCCUGCUUACCCCCAUCCCCUUCCCUACUCAUAUUCACUGGAAUGAGCUCCGCAUUUAG